Molecule: messenger RNA, 4026 nt
Organism: Pieris macdunnoughi
Lineage: Eukaryota; Metazoa; Arthropoda; Insecta; Lepidoptera; Pieridae
Source: the annotation of a GenBank genome assembly
AUGUUAUCCCUCGGAUUGUUAACUUUGUGCUAUGCGGGAUGGUGGUGCGUGCAUUCGAGUGUGAGUGCAGCGUCUUUGACGAGCCGAGUUUCGGAGGCUCCCCAGGAGUGCGAGUGGCAGCGAGUGUCGGGCGGCGCGGGUGAGCCCACACGGGUACAACUUGCGUGCUCCUUGCGCACCGCCGCAGGCGCCACGGACUUGUUAGCUGGACUUAGUACUUCACAAGCACAACGCAUCACUGCGUUAGAUCUCCACUGUACUGAUGUUCUCCUCUUUGAAAGCUCGCUUGAUGUCGGCCGAAGGAAAGAGGAAGGAACCGAACUUCUUUCCCGAUUCCACAACUUAAGAGAAAUGAGAAUAGAGUCGUGUAAAAUAAGAUAUGUUCCCUCCGCUGUUUUAUCACCGCUUAGUGGGCUACGAAGCUUGACUAUUCGUACACAUAAUACGGAUUGGUCAGCUAUGUCUAUGGAGUUUCAUCGUGAUUCCUUCAGAGGAUUAACAGAUUUAAGAUAUUUAGACCUGGGAGAUAACAACAUUUGGAUUUUACCGUCUGAAAUAUUCUGUCCGCUGUAUAAUUUGAAAGAGCUGAAUAUUACGCAAAACCGUUUACAAGACAUAUCAAAUUUGGGUUUUUCAGACUGGGGCAACGGCCCGACAGCUCCUGGAAAAUCUUGCAACACUGUCUUGGAAACUCUGGACAUGUCAUACAAUGAAAUUAGUGCUUUACCAGAUAAUGGUUUAUCAAGUUUACGCGCGCUUCAAAAGUUACUUUUACAAAACAAUAGAAUAUCUUCUGUAGCGGACCGCGCCUUUGUCGGAUUAAGUGAUUUGCAAAUUCUUAAUCUGUCAUCAAACGCCUUGACUGGCUUGCCUCCUGAAAUGUUUCAGUCGUCGAGAGAUAUUAAACAAAUAUACUUGAAUAACAACUCUUUAAGUGUUCUCGCUCCUGGAUUGUUGGAAGGAUUAGAUCAGUUACAAAUAUUAGACAUGUCAUUCAAUGAACUGACAAGUGAGUGGGUCAACAGAGACACGUUUUCCGGCUUAGUUCGAUUGAUUGUUUUAAACUUGUCCCAUAACAGAAUAACAAAAAUCGACGCCCUGUUAUUUCAAGACCUAAAUAACCUGCAAUUUUUGAGUUUGGAGUUUAAUAAUAUUGCGCGAAUAGCAGACGGUGCAUUUUCUAAUUUGAAAAAUCUACAUUCUCUUUCAUUAGCGCACAAUAAUAUCAUUGAGGUAGACAUAAAUCAUUUUUCAAACUUAUAUGUUUUGAAUCAAUUGUUUCUUGAUGGGAACAGAAUCACAAAAGUUGAGAUGCGGUCCUUUGAGAAUAUAACUAAGCUCCAUGACUUAGGGUUGAGUGGCAACCAGUUAUCAGAAGUACCGGAAGCCAUAAAAACGCUUAGAUUUUUAACUUCUUUGGACUUGGGCAUGAACAGAAUAACUAAAGUGUCAACAACACACUUUGAAGGAUUGGAUGAUUUAUAUGGAUUACGUCUUGUGGGCAAUAAAAUUGAAAAAAUAUCGAAAGACACAUUUGUUGCUUUGCCUUCUCUUCAGAUUUUAAAUUUGGCCUCGAACAACAUUGAUCAAAUUGAUGAUGGCGCUUUCGCUUCGAACUUACAGUUAAAAGCUAUUGGACUCGAUGGCAAUAAAUUAGUAGACUUAAAGGGUAUAUUCACGAACACGCAACCUCUUGUUUGGUUAAACGUGUCUAACAAUGAAUUACUUUGGUUUGAUUAUAGCCACAUACCUACUAACCUUGAAUGGUUAGACAUGCAUGAAAAUAAAAUAGAAAGACUUGAAGAUACCUAUGGGGUAAAAGAGACAUGUAAUGUAAAAAUGUUAGACGUUAGUUUUAACAAAUUAAGGAAUAUAGACGAGUUCUCAUUUCCGAGUAGUAUUGAAACUGCUGCUAUCAAUAACAACCACAUAGAGAAAAUAAACCCCGGAACUUUUCUCCAAAAAUACAAUCUUAAUAAAGUCAUGCUCUAUUCAAAUAAAAUAACAACGUUAGAUAUCGGUGCGUUUGCGAUAUCGCCAGUUCCCGAAGAUAAGGAUUUGCCUGAAUUUUAUAUCAGUGAGAAUCCAAUUCAAUGCGAUUGUACAAUGGAGUGGUUACAGAGAAUUAACCAAUUAAGUGACGCUAGGCAACGCCCCAGAGUAAUGGAUUUAGAAAGUGUAAGAUGCUCUUUAACUCAUUCUCGGAGCGAAUUUGAUAUGCUUUUACUAGAAGUCAAAUCGUCGGAAUUUUUAUGCGAGUACGAAUCUCACUGUUUUACUCUUUGCCAUUGUUGUGACUUCGAUGCCUGUGAUUGUAAGAUGACUUGUCCAGAUAAAUGCACGUGUUAUCACGAUCUCACCUGGAACUCCAACGUAGUAGAUUGUUCGAGUGCCGGCUAUGAUCACGUGCCAGAACAAAUACCAAUGGACGCAACCGAAAUAUACUUGGACGGAAACGAGCUUAAAGACUUAGGUAAUCACGUAUUCAUUGGGAAAAAGAAAUUAGAAGUUCUUUACUUAAACAAUAGCAACGUUAAUACUAUUCAGAAUAAAACAUUUAACGGGAUUGAAUCGCUGAGAAUUCUUCAUUUAGAAAAUAAUAACUUAGAAGUGCUACGAAAUACUCAAUUUACAAGGCUUCAAAAUCUCAACGAACUAUACCUGAGCAGUAACAAAAUCAAAGUAAUAGAGAAUGACACCUUUAAUUAUUUGCCUUCUCUUGAGUUCUUGGACCUUGACAAUAACGGGUAUGUUGAUUACAUGCCAUGGCGAGUGAUUACAGACAACAAUCCGCGCACGCGUGUCUCUGUAGAUGGUAACAAUUGGGUAUGUGAUUGUAAAGAUGUAUCUCAGUUGAAUCAAUGGCUUAUAAAAAAGUCAAAGGAUACCGAAAACAUGAUGUGCUAUUUUGCCCACGGCCAGCCCAUGAAUAAAACUAUAGCUGCCGUAGCUAAAGAAUGUAAAACCGAGGCUACCACCGUAGAAACGGGAACGGAAAACCUAAAACGGCUAUUCAUUGAAUCAAAUGACGGCGUUGAAAAUUAUAUACCAUAUAUUGCAGCGGUAUUGAUCAUUACUAUUGUACUUUUACUAAUGUGCGCCCUAUUGUUCAUGUUUAGGGAAGACUUUAAGUUAUGGAUGCACUCGAGAUACGGAGUUCGAGUAUUUAGUUCAACUCCGAGGGACAUGAACGACAACAAGAAUAAACGUUUCGAUGCUUUCUUUGUGUAUAAUCAACGUGACGAAGACUUCGUGACUCGUGCAGUGAGCUCCGAGCUCGAGAAUUCGGGACACACGUUGUGUUUACAACAUAGGGACUUGCAGUUGAUCGAGCGACGAUCCGGUGAUAGUUUAGUUAGUGCUGCGGAAAGUUCUAAAAGACUAAUAAUUGUGUUGUCCAUAAACUUUUUACAACAAGAGUGGUACUCGCUUGACGCUAAAGCGUCGGUGCAGAGUGCAAUAAACUCAGUGAAUAUUAGGCAUAGACGACAAAAAAUCAUAUUUCUUGUGACGACAGAUUUAAGUGCCAUAAAUAUAGACCCAGACCUAAAAGUGUUGCUAAAAACGUGUACAGUGAUCGUGUGGGGUGAAAAGAACUGUUGGGAAAAGCUAAAUUUUCGGUUACCUGACGUGGAUGUGACUUUGCCUAAUCGGACGCUUCAUAACGCGAAUAACAGUAAAUGUGCAAAUAGGGAAGGCUUCAAUAGGCAUGGAAAUUUAAGGUAUACGGCGUCUCCCACUUCUCAUGACCCAUGGUAUAAGUAUGGGAUGGCGCCGCCUAUAUUGAUGAUGUCAAGUCCUAUGCACUCUACCAGUGCGAGCGCUGAAGUGUCAGCUCGGAGCACUGAAGACGAGACUUGCUCAGUAGCCAGUAGCGAAGGUCGCCCGGACGACCGAAUGCCGCAUCAUCAUAGUUAUGUCUCAAUAGAUAACCAUCAGUGCGAAGAGCGACCCUUGAGGCCCGCUCAACAAAUACCUAUGUCAAACACACGCCCUGGUAAUAUGAGAAAGACUUAUUUUGUAUAG